Messenger RNA from Motacilla alba alba, 1730 nucleotides. RefSeq names its product vegetative cell wall protein gp1-like. The transcript is spliced from 2 exons. The coding region runs from base 13 to 489 and encodes 158 amino acids. The record is from RefSeq and is a predicted model, not a curated record. Lineage: Eukaryota; Metazoa; Chordata; Aves; Passeriformes; Motacillidae.
CCCGAGCGGGAAAUGCGGCGGAGCCGGGGCCGGCGGUUCAAACCCACUAAUCACUCGGCACCGUGCAAACGCCGCCCGCUCGCUCCCACCCGAAUAUCGCCGUAUGCAAAGCGCCGCCAGCGCCUCCCCGCCGCCCAUUGGCCGCCGCCGCCCGCCCCGGCCCAAUUGGCCCAGGCGUUUGAAUAUGAAUACGCAGGGCCCGGCGCCGCCGCCGCCGCCCGCAGCCCGCGCCGGCCCCGCCAGCCCCGCUCCGCUCCGCCGGCCCCGCCGCCCGGCCCCGCCGCGCUCCGCUCCGCUCCGCCGGCCCCGCUCCGCUCCGCUCCCAGCCGCGUCCGCAGAUCCCACGGCGGAGUUGGAGAAGGGCAGAGCCGGGCGCUGGGCAGUGCUGCCGCUUUGUGCCCGCCCGAAGAGGCUCCCCCCUCCUUCCCUCUCCUUUUGCGAGGGACCCCCUUCACUGGCUGCCAGAAACUCAAGGGGGAAAGUAAGUAAAUGACUUUGCUGCUCUGACCACACACCACAAGUACAUUUGUUGAAUGCCGGACUAUUAAGACACACCUCAGUAAACUCUAAAGCAACCCCUCAGCGCAUGCAUUUAAGGUUACACUGGGAGCACCAGUCCGAGCUCAGGGUGUCCCAAUCGGUUAUGGCGAGUGGUCCGGGGGGAGGGGGAAGGGGGGUCUGCAUCGGGAAAAACAAUAAAAAAAGAGAGAAAGAAAAAAAAAAAAGGCUUGGGGAAAAGAAAGGGAAGAAGGAGAAGAGACAGGAAAAAGAAAUUCCAAGAGCCACCGCGGAAAGUGGAGAGUAUGAACGCGCAAAGCAUAAAAUGAAGUCGUAGCCGCAUACACUUGACUUCUCUUGACAUGUGAAAAGUGCUAAAAGUCAAAGCUCAUCAAUAAAGUAUCUUGAAAUUGAAUAAGAGCCCUGACAACCAUUGCAUUCUUAAAUAAAGUACAAUGAGGAGACAAACGACUCUGCCAAGGAGUUUGCAUGUGAGUGAAAGGGCGCCUCAAUGGGAGCGGGAUAAUGGGCUGCUCGGCCGUCAUGCACUGUCAUCCCCUGUCCCGCCGAGAAGCUGCCACCGCUCCCUAAUAGCACAAAAUGGGCUCUUAAGAGACUGCUGCCUGUCCCUGCGCCUCUCCCUUCCCUACCCUUCCCCCGACGCCGGGGUGCCGCGGGGAGCGCCCCGCUCCGCGCCCGCUGGGGAGGCGCGGGCGGCCCGGUGCGGUGGGCGCCGUCCCCCCGGGCCUUUCUGCAGCCCGGGAGCGGCCCCGGGAGCCCAGCCCUUCCUCGGAGGAUGCGGGGAAGGGAGAGCGGCCGCCCUCCCGGCCCGGGAUGCAGCCGGCCCCACCUGCAGCAGCCAGGGGCUCUGCCGCCCUGCUCGGGCCUAGGGCAGCCUGCGGGGCUUCUUUCCUUUCGAGUUUUGCCCCGAACCGCGCCUUUUUAUAGAAACGGAGCCGAAUAUCGCGAUGGACGCACGGGAGCGUUUGGGUGUGACGGGAUUCCCCCCCGAAGGUAAGGGCAGCCCGGCCGUGGGGCUCGGGGCACCCCGAGGGGGGCUCUGCCAACGCCAGGGGCUCGGGCAAGCAUCUCCCUCACCCGGCAGCCCCAGCUCCUCUCCUCUGCCCCAAAACUUUCCAAAGUACCAUCCGUCACCGAGUUAACCUGCCCGCGGCCAGACAUCCUUCCAGGGGCGCCGAGGGAAAAUUUCAGGGAGGCAAAAGAGAAGAGGA